This is a messenger RNA of Kazachstania africana CBS 2517, 951 nucleotides long. RefSeq lists its product as uncharacterized. The record is from RefSeq and is a predicted model, not a curated record. Bases 1 to 951 code for a protein of 316 amino acids. Lineage: Eukaryota; Fungi; Ascomycota; Saccharomycetes; Saccharomycetales; Saccharomycetaceae. The transcript has a single exon.
AUGGGGUCUUGCAAAGCAGCAGAUUACAUAAGACAAACUGAUGAAGAAAUAGAAAGUUUAUUCAAGAAGGUGUUUGCUAGUAAUGAUGCAGAAAUUUUCAAUAAUGACCUUAAAUGUGUCGACCAUCCCCCAUUUGAGGCUGUUGAGAAUUACGAUAAUGUUUCAAGUCAGCCUUUACUAAGCAAAGCCAACAGGGACGCUCAAAUUUCAGACUUCAAGGGAGUAAAACCUUUAGAAUCGCUUUCUGGCUUCUCUCAAACAGAAGAGGUUGUUAACCUUGUUGAAGAAACAGCAACAAUUUUCUAUGAUAUGGGGAUACAUUCAUCUUACAAUAGGGAGCGUAUUAUUUCUCGUGGGGAACAUAGGGUAACUGAACGUAUUGCAAAUGAUUUGUCUCGUCUCGACUAUACUAAAAGUACGAGUCAAGAAAGUUACGAUAUCAGUACAGAAACUAUUAUCAUUCAUAAUUUAACAGAGGCUUUUGAUCAGGAGUCCCAAGAAGCCUCUAAUUUGUUUGAAGGUAGGAAACAAAAGGGAGACAUUAAAUAUUUUUGUGAUAAUGCCGUACAAGAAAAGUCGAAAUGUAACACUUGUAUUAGUAGAAAAUAUGCAAGCUCACAUGGACAACAACAAUCUAGUAGUCCCGUUACUAUAUUGACAAUAAUUCCCUAUUAUCGAAGCGGCGAAAGGGAAGAAUUGUUGGCAACUGGCAAGCAAAAUUCUAUUUCACUGAUAUCCACACCAUCUGCGCCAUUAUUGAAAGUAAGCCAAGGUUUAAAAUUUUCUGAAGCAUCCCCAGUACAAAAUAGGAGUUACAUUGAGCCCUUGAGUAAUGAUCAGUGCCUUAAAGAUUCAAAGAGUCAGAAACAUGGGAUACGAUCUCACCUUUCUUUCAUAAAUUCAGGCAGAAAAAGCCAUUUAUUUAGUAGAAAGCGUAAGCUUAAGAUAUAA